ACAAAAUUUAAUGCUCAACUUCCUCUCCUCUUCCGGUGCUUCCGAGGUUGCUCCAAUCAUCAUUACGAAAGGAGAACCAGAGUUGAUGUAGAGGGAGAAAGAACCCGAGAGCCACUCUUCUCCUCCAUGGCUCCAUCUCAUACGAGCUAGGAAAAUGAUCUUAUUCUCAAGGAUCAUGUUGACAAAAGGUAUAUGGAUUGCUGUCGGGUCGAUUGUCGUCAUUGUGAUCCUAACAUUAAUUGUAUCAUGGCGCUUAUUCAAGAAAAAACAUCCACCAAAUCCAUCUAUUUCAGAUGAAGAAACUGCAACCUCCAAGGUACUCGUAUUCAAGGAAACAGGAUGUCAAAAAAUGUCAAUUAGGGAAAUCUAUGCUGCUACAAAUGAUCUAAAUGCAUUAAACUUCAUCGGCGAGGGGGUAGCUGGGAAGGUCUACAAAGGUCUGCUCUCAAAUGGCUGCCAUGUGGCAAUCAAACACAUCAAGGAUGGAUAUGGAGAGACUUUCAUGAGGGAAGUCGCCAGCAUGUCUCAUAUUCGUCAUCCAAAUCUUGUUGCUCUGUUGGGUUUCUGCAAAGAAGAGGAUGAAUGCUUUCUCGUCUAUGAAUUGAGCACAAAUGGAAAUCUAUCCGAGUGGCUCUUCGGAAAAGAUAAAACUUUGUCAUGGACACAGAGACUUGAGAUUGCGAUCGGUAGCGCUUGUGGCCUUUGGUUUCUUCAUACCUAUCCAGAAGGCUGCAUUGUUCAUCGGGAUGUUAAGCCAACAAAUAUUCUUCUUGGUGCUGAUUUGGAAGCCAAACUCUCUGAUUUCGGUUUGUCGAAAGUGGUAGACCUUGGUGCUUCUUUUGUGAGCUCAGAGGUGAGAGGAACCUUUGGUUACGUUGAUCCUGAAUACCGUCAGAAUCACCGGGUAAAUGCAGCUGGAGAUGUGUAUAGUUUUGGAAUCGUCCUCUUGCAACUUCUCUCGGGGAAACGAGCGAUCAACAUGAACUUGAAAAAGCCAAUGCCAUUGAGCAAAAUGUGUCGAAUGCUUACAGAAGGGGGUGCCCUUUCGAACUGCGCUGACCCGAAACUUGAAGGAGAGUAUUCACCCGAAGCGUUUGAGCUCGCUCUCAAGCUCGCUCUAUCUUGCCUUGCACACAAACAGCAACGACCGAAGAUGGCGGAGGUUGUAGCGAGUUUAGAAAAAGCAUUGGAAAUCUCGAACAGAACAAUGGAGAUGUCUGCUGUAACUAAUGCAUAUAGUCUUACUGUUAAUUAACAGAGAGCACCAUCCUUGUAUUGUUACGUUGCUUUAUCAAG
This is a messenger RNA of Zingiber officinale, 1296 nucleotides long. Its product is annotated as probable receptor-like protein kinase At1g30570. The record is from RefSeq and is a predicted model, not a curated record. Lineage: Eukaryota; Viridiplantae; Streptophyta; Magnoliopsida; Zingiberales; Zingiberaceae. Gene Ontology annotation, molecular function: ATP binding; protein kinase activity. Bases 155 to 1255 code for a protein of 366 amino acids. The transcript has 8 exons. Gene Ontology annotation, biological process: protein phosphorylation.